UCUACAUCUCUUCUUUCUGCAAUUGAGUCAUUGAUAAACCAACCCCCAGUUCGCCCUCACUUUUUACCACGCUCGCGUGGUUGCCAUCCGUAAGCCAUCCGCGUGCAAUCCCCGGCUAAGCCAAUCUGGGCCCAGUCCGUGGGGAGCCAGAAGCAAGGGGCAGGCAUUCAUCAUUUAAGAGUGACGAAAUCAGACCCUCGACUAGAUUAAUUUGCACUUGCGCCGUGUUAUGAAGAUACUUUGGCCAAGGUCCAGAUGCGCAUUUUGUCGGUCAAUUGUAGGGGGCCCCUUCAGGGACCGUUCCUGAGGAGCGGAUGCCUUGCGAGGAGGCCCUUUCAGUCAGUGCCAUGGACUGGAAGACGGGGCCUGCUAACAGAAAGCUAUGCUCGGGGCCCUUUGGAGCCUCCGUUGUUGGAGACCACUAUCGGGGAGCACUUUGCGAAGAUUGUCAACUUGCAUGGCGAUAGAACAGCUGUUAUCUGCAAACAUCAGAAUGAUCGGGUGACCUAUGCUGCCCUCGACGCCAAAAGCAAUGCUCUUGCGCGCGGUCUGGAGUCCAUCGGUGUACGGACGGGAGACCGGGUGGGUGUUAUGCUGGGAAACUCCAUGGAACACGCCAUUGCAACUUAUGCGCUGUUCAAGCUUGGCGCAAUCCUGGUCCCCAUCAACCCAUCAUUCAACGCAACUCAGGUAGUCUCCGCGCUGGCUCAUCUCGAGGCCAGCCAUCUCAUGCUCAGCGCCGAAUCCAAUCUGCCGCGCAAAGAUCCGAGGAGUAACAUCCCGCUCCUCAAACACCUGGUCCAGGACCUCUCCAAGUCAAGCAUCGAGUCAGAAGUGGUUCCCACACUAAAAAGCAUCGUCUUCGUCGAUAACUCAUCUGGCCGCGUCAACACCUCCGACUUCAGAGGCCUUACAGCCUACACAUCGCUCGUCUCGGACGCCCCGUCUGACAGAAUCUCCCUGCCACCUCGCAACCUCUCUCCUGCCGAUGUUGUCAACAUUCAAUUUACAUCCGGAACGACAGCGAUGCCAAAAGCGGCAUGCUUAAGCCAUCACUCUGUUUUGAAUAACGGCUCUCAAAUCGGCGACAGGAUGCGCCUUACCCCCGAGGACAUUGUGUGCUGUCCUCCCCCACUCUUCCAUUGCUUCGGAUCCGUCCUGGGAUACAUGGCCACCGCCACCCACGGCGCAGCCAUCGUAUUCCCCACGGAAGCCUUCAAUGCUCGAGCCUCUCUCCGAGCCGUCCAAGAAGAAAAGUGCACCGCACUAUAUGGCGUGCCGACCAUGUUCCUUGAAGAGCUCAACCUCCUCGACGAAGGCGAAGUCCCGAACGAGGGGUUCCAGUACCUAAGAACCGGCAUCGCAGCGGGAAGUAGCGUCCCUGCGGAGAUGAUGAAAAGACUGCACAAGGUACUGAAUCUCACGGAGCUCACAAUCUGCUAUGGAAUGACCGAGACCAGCCCUGUCUCUGCGAUGACCACGACCGAUGACCCCAUCGACAAGCGGAUCAGUUCCGUUGGCAGACUACUCCCGCAUGUCGAAGCAAAGAUCGUAAGCCUGGAAGAUCGCAGUCAAAUUGUGCCCAUCAAUGCACGCGGAGAGUUAGCAGUGAGCGGGUAUCUCCUGAUGAAGGAGUACUGGGAUGACCCGGUCAAAACAGCCGAAGUCAUGAUUGCCGACAAAAAUGGGAAAGUAUGGAUGCAUACCGGCGACGAAGCCUCCAUGUCCCCAGACGGCUACAUCAGCAUCACUGGCCGCGUCAAGGAUCUUAUUAUCCGCGGCGGCGAGAACAUUCAUCCCCUGGAAGUCGAAAAUUGUCUUCUGUCAUACCCCGGCGUGAUCAAUGCCUCUGUCGUGGGCGUUCCGGAUGAACGAUACGGGGAGGUCGUGGCCGCAUUCAUCAUCCACCGGGAACCCGAGGGGGAACUGGCAACAGAAGAAAAGAUCCGACAAUGGGUUGGUGAAAAAUUGAGUAACCAUCUAGUCCCGAAAUACGUAUUCUUCCUCCAACCAACAGAGUCAUUCCCCAAAACUGCAAGCGGCAAGGUCCAAAAGUUUAAGCUCCGCGAUGUCGCUCUCGAUAUUCUGAAGAGGGGUACUUCGACUUGAUGCGUUACUGUCGAGAAAUAGAUGUCAUUUAGGGAGACUGCAUGGGUGUAGCACACCUUCCUCAAGUCUCAGGAAUGCGUUAGAAAGAAGAACGUGGCCUAUCUGAGAAAAUAUAAGGUGGAUAGUCGGCACGACACGGACAAUCUAAAACCCACCACGACACAUAAUCUGUGAUAAGAGAGAUACCCCGUAGCAUCCAUACAAUAAGACGAACAUGAAC
This is a messenger RNA of Aspergillus ibericus CBS 121593, 2329 nucleotides long. RefSeq names its product putative AMP-binding enzyme. The record is from RefSeq and is a predicted model, not a curated record. The transcript is spliced from 7 exons. Bases 256 to 2109 code for a protein of 617 amino acids. Gene Ontology annotation, biological process: fatty acid metabolic process. NCBI's taxonomy places the organism in Eukaryota, Fungi, Ascomycota, Eurotiomycetes, Eurotiales, Aspergillaceae. Gene Ontology annotation, molecular function: medium-chain fatty acid-CoA ligase activity.